Molecule: messenger RNA, 582 nt
Organism: Pseudovirgaria hyperparasitica
Lineage: Eukaryota; Fungi; Ascomycota; Dothideomycetes; Acrospermales; Acrospermaceae
Exons: 1
Coding region: 54-497 (147 amino acids)
Source: RefSeq, a predicted model, not a curated record
AGUCAAUUGACGAUGCGUCUCAAUUACGAUGUUCCACUGCGCAGUGAUAUCUUAUGUCCUUGUUCGCAUGCCAUGCUCUUUCGUGCGACCAUCCUACUACACUUGCAAACUUACUACUAAUAUGCCUAAAUGCACAUACUAACACCUCUAAUAUCUCCAGCCUGUAUCAUCCCAUAUCCACAAAAACACCCCGCAAACCAUCUCAUUCAAUCCUACCUCGCGCACGCAUGCACGCACGCGACGCCACAGCACAACGUAGAACAACAUCUCGGCACAGUCUCGCAAUCUCCUCUCUCACACUCUCUAUGACGCUCACAUCCCGUCCCAUUGCGGCACAGCCAUCGUCCCGCGACUCAAGGUGCAGCCAGCCUGGCCCGCGGAGGCCCAAAGGCGCAUUUUGUAGUUUGUACCUAGCUAAGGACGGACCGCUCUGGACUGUACCCGGCCUGGACUAUACAUACUGGGCUGUACCGGACUGCGGUCUGGGCACGGUGUGAUGUAUACAUGGCGAAAGAAAGGGGUCGUCGAGGGGGCAGAGUAGAGGCGUGAGUGACGUUAUGGUGAGCAGUAGACGGAGAUGAA